AGAAUUAAUUAGCGUGGAGGACCCAGAAAGUGACACUCAGCUCACCUCCUACUCAUCAGAUCCAGCGUCCAGCUUUAGAGAAGAAAAGCUUUUCAGUAACAUUGAAGCUGCAUUUGAACGUUCAUAUGGUUGUUCUACUAGCUUGUAGUCUCCAAAGCCGGAAAGUUUGGAAGUGAAGAGCUAAAUUAGCUUUGCUAUAGAGUUCUUUAGUCUGGAUGGUGGGGAAGGAUUUAAUCUAUGUUGGGUUGCAUUAGUCUUGUAGUACAACGCUAGUUAUUAUUCUUUUUUUUUUCCUGGGAAAUUUCUGUGUUUGGGUCAUUAGGAUUCUGGGAUGAGAAUGGACGAAAUUCAGUCACAAUCUGAUCACUACAGGUCUUCCUCUUCGUCUGCUAGUAGUCCUACAAGUAGGGUGCCCUCAAGCAACUUUUUCUACUUGCGGAAACCUGGAUCUAUAAGACAACCCAUUUCAUUUGAGGAUUCGCCUGAGUGGGAUGACACAGAAGUUGAUUUAAGAGUGGAAGAAGGAGGUGACUCAAUCAACGCUGCAACGACGGCAUCCCCCUUUCUCUCAAAGCUUAAUAGUGGUUCACUGCCAUCCCCCCCACUGCCUGAUGGAUCAGUUGUUGCAAGAAAGAUUGCGGGAGCUUCAGUUGUUUGGAAGGACUUGACAGUCACAAUCAAGGGAAAGAGGAAAUAUUCUGAUAAGGUCGUGAAGAGCUCAAGUGGUUAUGCUUUGCCAGGAACACUUACAGUGAUCAUGGGGCCAGCCAAAUCUGGGAAGUCCACAAUGCUAGGGGCAAUUGCAGGUAGAUUGCAUGAGCCAGCUAAAGUAUAUGGUGAAGUGUUUGUAAAUGGGGCAAAAUCCUGCUUGCCGUAUGGAUCCUAUGGUUAUGUGGAGAGGGAAACCACACUGAUUGGAUCUCUAACUGUCCGUGAGAUGUUAUACUACUCAGCGCUUCUCCAACUUCCUGGAUGCUUCUCCCAGAAAAAGAGUGUCGUAGAGGAUGCAAUUAUUGCUAUGUCUUUGGGUGAUUAUGCAAAUAAACUGAUUGGUGGCCACUGCUAUAUGAAGGGCCUCCCUAGUGGUGAGAGAAGGCGUGUCAGCAUUGCCAGGGAGCUUGUGAUGAGACCACAGAUCUUAUUUAUAGAUGAACCUCUUUAUCAUCUUGACAGUGUGUCUGCACUUCUGUUGAUGGUAACUUUGAAGAAACUUGCAAGCACGGGCUGCACACUUAUUUUCACUAUGUAUCAAAGCAGCACAGAAGUAUUUGGCCUAUUUGAUCGGAUUUGUCUGCUUUCAAAUGGAAAUACACUGUUUUUUGGAGAAACACUAGCAUGUUUGCAGCACUUCUCAAAUGCUGGAUUUCCUUGCCCAAUAAUGCAAAGCCCCUCUGAUCACUUUCUACGUGCUAUAAAUACAGAUUUUGACAGGAUUAUAGCCAUGUGCAAAAAUUGGCAGGAUGAUCAUGGAGAUUUUUCAUCGGUAAAUAUGGACACAGCAGUUGCAAUACGUACCCUUGAAACAACAUAUAAAUCAAGUGAUGCUGCUGCAGUCGAGUCUAUGAUACUGAGACUUACAGAUAAGGAAGGUCCAAUUCUCAAAAGCAGGGGAAAGGCUAGUAAUGCCACCCGGAUAGCAGUUUUGACAUGGAGAUCAUUAUUAAUUAUGUCAAGGGAAUGGCAAUACUUCUGGCUUCGACUGAUUCUCUGCAUGCUUCUCACACUCUGUGUUGGAAUGAUAUUUUCUAGCCUGGGGCAUUCCUUGUCAUCUGUUGUGGUGAGAGUUGCAGCAAUAUUUGUUUUUGUAUCAUUCACUUCCUUGCUAAGCAUUGCUGGAUUACCUGCUCAUCUAACAGAAAUCAAGAUCUACAUGCAUGAAGAGGCAAACCAGCAUUCAGGAGCAUUUGUUUUCCUAAUUGGGCACCUUCUUUCUAGCAUGCCAUUCCUGUUCCUCAUAUCAGUCUCUUCAAGUCUUGUCUUCUACUUCCUCGUAGGACUACGGGACGAUUUCAGCCUGUUGAUGUAUUUUAUACUGAAUUUCUUCAUGUGUCUAUUAGUAAAUGAGGGACUCAUGCUGCUUGUUGCUUCUAUUUGGCAAGAGCUUUUCCAGAGCAUUUUGACUUUGUUGUUCAUACAUGUGAUAAUGAUGCUUGUAGCAGGAUUCUUCAGAAUCCGUAGUGCUUUGCCUGGACCAAUAUGGACCUAUCCAUUGUCCUACAUUGCUUUCCACACAUACUCUAUCCAGGGGCUUUUGGAGAACGAGUACAUUGGAACUUCCUUUGCAGUUGGGCAAGUAAGGACCAUUUCUGGCGUCCAGGCUCUUCGUAGUGCCUAUGACAUUUCCACUGAUAGUAAUGCUAAAUGGGAAAAUUUGCUCUACUUGUUUGUGAUGGGCAUUGCGUACCGUUUUGUUUUGUUUCUUUUGAUGUAUUUUCGGGCAAGGAAGAACACAUCUGCCUGUAAGUUUUAUGGAUCUGAUAGGAACACAACAAAAGCAAGAUAAAUGCUAUUAUUAUUUGUUACGCCACCUAUUUGGAUGUGCAUCAUGUAAAUUUGUAUGUGAUCUGGUUCUCUAGUGGAAUUUGUUGCUGCAAUAGACGAUCA
Messenger RNA from Nelumbo nucifera (sacred lotus), 2604 nucleotides. RefSeq names its product ABC transporter G family member 3-like. Gene Ontology annotation, cellular component: membrane. Lineage: Eukaryota; Viridiplantae; Streptophyta; Magnoliopsida; Proteales; Nelumbonaceae. Gene Ontology annotation, molecular function: ATP hydrolysis activity; ABC-type transporter activity; ATP binding. The record is from RefSeq and is a predicted model, not a curated record.